Molecule: messenger RNA, 2614 nt
Organism: Panonychus citri (citrus red mite)
Lineage: Eukaryota; Metazoa; Arthropoda; Arachnida; Trombidiformes; Tetranychidae
Gene: Gycbeta100B
Product: guanylate cyclase soluble subunit beta-1-like
Exons: 9
Coding region: 165-2105 (646 amino acids)
Biological process (GO): response to oxygen levels; cGMP biosynthetic process
Cellular component (GO): guanylate cyclase complex, soluble
Molecular function (GO): heme binding; guanylate cyclase activity
Source: RefSeq, a predicted model, not a curated record
AAUUAAUUAUCAAUCUCUACGAUUAUCUCAGUGUGUCCGUUAUUUGUUUCUCAUUGACAUUUUCACUCUUUGGAUCGUUAAUCCAUCUCCUUAGUGAUCUAAUUAAUCCCGAUUGAGAUAAUCUCUUUCUCUCUCUCUCUGAUCCAUCCAAAUACUAAACGAAAAUGUACGGAUUUGUUAAUCAUGCGUUGGAACUUCUUGUUAUCCGUAAUUUUGGUAAUGAAGUUUGGGAGACAAUUAAGAAGGAAGCUGAAAUCGAAAUGGAAGGUUCGUUUUUGGUUCGAUUGAUUUACGAUGAUGAAAACACUUACAAUCUCAUUGGAGCUGCCGAAAAAGUUCUGAAAAUUCCUGCGAAUGAAAUUCUGGAACUUUUCGGUCGAAUGUUUUUCGAUUUCUGCCAAGAAUCGGGUUACGAUAAAAUUCUUCAAGUUCUAGGAGCCACACCCAGAGAUUUUCUCCAGAAUUUGGACGCUCUUCACGACCAUUUAGCGACAAUUUAUCCAGGUAUGAGAGCUCCAAGUUUCCGUUGUACUGAACGUAUUGAAGAUGGUGCUUUGAUACUUCAUUAUUAUUCUGAACGCGCUGGCCUCGAGUAUAUCGUUAUCGGUAUAGUGAAAGCGGUGGCCAGUAAAUUACACGGAACGGAAGUUGAGGUUGAAAUAAUUGCCACCAAAGAAAAUGGUAUGGACCAUGUCCAGUUUAGUAUCAAAGAGAAAUGUUCUAAUGGUCAACGAAUAGCCGAACCAUUGGUCGAAGAGUUUGAAUAUCUUAAUCUGGACAAUCGGAUAAGUCCGGUCACUUUUUGUAAAGCGUUUCCCUUUCACCUCAUCUUUGACUCUAAUUUGAAAGUUAAACAGGCUGGCUCAUCAAUCUCCCGUGUUUUACCAGCGCUUAAAUUGACUUCUUGCCGAGUGAACAGUGUCUUUGAAAUGAUUCGACCUCACAUGGAAUUUACCUUUAAUAACAUUCUCUCUCAUAUUAAUACGGUAUUUGUCCUAAGAACUAUUACCGAUAUGGUUUCCACUCGAUCUCCAUCAUCAUCAACAACAACAACCAAUGCUCCAAGCAACAAUUGUCCAUUCAAAACAUCAUGUGUAAAAUUAAGGUUAAAAGGACAAAUGUUACAUGUACCCGAAAAUGACCUGGUCCUUUUCUUGUGUUCACCUUCAGUUGUUAACCUUGAAGAUUUGAACAAUCAAGGUUUAUACCUUGAUGAUAUUCCACUUCAUGAUGCAACUCGAGAUUUGGUUCUACUUUCUGAACAAUUUGAGGCUGAAUACGAAUUGACCAAGAAUUUGGAAAUUUUAACCGAUAAACUUCAACAAACUUAUCGAGAAUUAGAAGAAGAGAAAAAGAAAACUGAUUGUCUUCUCUAUUCAGUUCUUCCUCCUUCCGUGGCCAAUGAACUUCGACACGGGCGACCCGUUAAUGCUAAAAAGUAUGAAUCGGUUACUAUUCUGUUCAGUGGAAUCGUUGGGUUUAGUUCAUUUUGUGCCAAAAAUUCUGAUGCCAAAGGAGCCAUGAAAAUCGUAAAACUUCUCAACUGUAUUUAUACAACUUUCGAUGUUCUAACUGAUCCCAAAAAGAAUCCAAAUGUUUACAAAGUUGAAACUGUUGGUGAUAAAUACAUGGCGGUCAGUGGAUUACCUCAACCUUGUCCAUCGCACGCUCGUUGUAUCGCUAAAUUGGCCUUGGACAUUAUGGACUUAUCGAAAACCGUAAAAACCGAAGACAUUGAUGAAGUACAAGUAACUAUUGGAAUUCAUUCAGGUGAAGUAGUGACCGGAGUUAUCGGCCGUCGGAUGCCACGUUAUUGUCUUUUUGGUAAUACCGUUAAUCUAACCAGUCGAACCGAAACAACCGGAUCACCGGGUAGGAUUAAUGUCUCCGAGGUUGCUUACAAGUUACUCCAAGAUGAGGACAAUAGAGAUGACAGUUUUGUCUUCACCCUUCGGGGUCCAGUUACCAUGAAAGGUAAAACUGACCCAAUGAUGGUUUACUUUUUAUCACGAAAACCGGACACACCAGAAUCCACCGCCCAUGAAGAUGAGGAGGUGAAUAUGAUAAAUGAUGAGAACAAGGAAAACAAGGACAAUACCAAUUAAACUGACCAAUAGAUAACCUAACCCACCUCCCCCCCACUAUCUUCCUUGACCAUCAUCAUCAUCUUGACUAGUCAACAAAAACAACAGCAACAAAACAAUUGACAAAAAUGCACAAUGUGAUAUAACAAUUAAACCCUGAAGCCAAAACAAUUACAAUUAUUAUAUGUAAUUAACAAUAAUCAUUUGUAUCAUGAUCUCAGCAAUUUGAUUAAGGUGUUAACAGCUAUUCAAAUUAAUAUCGCAACAAUUUAACCUUAACUAAAUUAAACUACUCCUGACAGUUGUAUUAUAUUGAAACAAGAAAAAAAAACAUGAUGACAAUUAGGAUCAAUUAACUAAUUGUUGUAGUUUUAGUGGUUAUUUAAAAUGAUUAACAUUCACACUGCCUUUACAAUUAAGAUGCAAUAUAUCAAUCAAAUUAUUAUUGUUAAUUUAAAUGGCGUAAAAUUUUUUUAAUUGUAAUUAGUGGGACAAUUAACAUUUUUGUUAAAUCUAAUUGUGUAAAAAAG